AUGAACAGGAACCUGGACCGGGACAUCGAGGGUUCGUCCAAGCGAUGGAAGAAGUUCGUGGAAUCCGAAACCCCGGAAAAGGAGAAACUGCCCCAGGAGUGGAAGAACCGCAGCGCGAUUCAACAGCUGUGUAUGAUGCGGGCUCUGAGACCCGACCGCAUGACCUACGCACUCCUACACUUUGUGGAAGAUCGAAUGGGUCAAAAGUACGUCGAAGGCAGAAGCAUGGACUUCGCUCAGUCGUUUUCAGAGUCUGGCCCAUGCACUCCGAUCUUCUUUAUCCUGUCACCAGGAGUAAACCCUUUGAAAGAUGUGGAGAAACUGGGCCGUUCUCUGGGUUUCAGUACCGAUCGCGAAAACUUCCACAACAUUUCGCUGGGCCAAGGGCAGGAAAGUGUUGCAGAGAAAGCCCUGGAGGCAGCUUCUAAAAAUGGCCAUUGGGUGGUUUUACAGGGAUUGCUGGAAUCCUCCAUCAAAAUAACAAAUGAGCCGCCCUCGGGGAUGUAUUCGAAUCUGCACAAAGCCCUGGACAAUUUCAAUCAGGACACUUUGGACAGAUGCACAAAAGAAACUGAGUUCAAAUGCAUCCUGUUCUGCAUCUGCUAUUUCCACGCAGUGGUUUCUGAGCGGAAAAAAUUCGGAUUCCAAGGAUGGAACCGAAGUUACCCCUUCAAUACUGGAGACUUAUUGAUAAGUGCGGACGUGUUGUAUAAUUACCUGGAAGCGAACAACAGGGUUCCUUGGGAAGAUUUGCGCUAUUUAUUUGGCGAAAUCAUGUACGGGGGCCACAUCACCGACGACUGGGAUCGCAGACUGUGUCGCACGUAUCUAGAGGAAUACCUUCAACCCGAAGUCGUGGAUGGGGAACUGUUUCUGGCUCCGGGGUUCCAGGCUCCUCCGAAUCUGGACUAUGCCGGAUACCACGCGUACAUCGAGGAUCGACUUCCGCCGGAAACCCCGCAUUUGUACGGCUUGCAUCCCAAUGCGGAAAUUGGUUUCUUGACAACCACUUCCGAGAAGGUCUUCAAGAUAGUGUUCGAAAUGCAGCCACGUGGAGACGCCAGUGCUUCCGGCAUGGUUGUCAUCACCAAGGAAGAAAAGGUGAAAGCCGUGCUCGAUGAGAUUGCGGAAAAAUUGAACGAGGAAUUCAACAUGAACGAACUGAUGGGGAAAGUGGAGGAAAAAACUCCUUACGUGGUCGUGGCUUUGCAAGAGUGUCAGCGCAUGAAUGCCCUAACCAAGGAAAUUCGCCGUUCACUCAGAGAACUCGAUCUCGGCCUCAAGGGGGAAUUGACAAUCACUGCGGACAUGGAGGAGCUGAGCAACGCAUUGUUUCUGGACCAGGUGCCCGUGAGUUGGGCCAAGAAGGCUUAUCCGUCUUUGCUGAGUUUGGGGCCUUGGUAUGCGGACCUCCUCCAACGCAUUCGGGAACUGGAGUCAUGGAGUUCUGAUUUCAUCCUCCCGGGUUCUGUGUGGCUCGGAGGUCUGUUCAAUCCCCAGUCCUUCCUAACGGCCAUCAUGCAGACGACAGCUCGUCGUAACGAGCUGCCAUUGGACAAAAUGUGUCUGCAUUGCGAUGUCACCAAGANCAUCAUGCAGACGACAGCUCGUCGUAACGAGCUGCCAUUGGACAAAAUGUGUCUGCAUUGCGAUGUCACCAAGAAGCAAAGGGAGGAUUUCCCAGCACCGCCGAGGGAAGGAGCGUAUCUACAUGGCCUGUACAUGGAAGGAGCUCGUUGGGACACAGCAGCUGGCAGCAUCACGGAUUCUCGCAUGAAAGAGCUCUUCCCACCCAUGCCUGUUAUUUACGUCAAGGCAAUUCCUCAAGACAAACAGGAUACGAAGAACGUGUACGAAUGCCCGGUUUACAAAACCCGUCAAAGGGGGCCGACGUUCGUAUGGACUUUCAACCUGAAGACCAAGGAGCGACCGAACAAAUGGAUUCUCGCCGGAGUCGCACUUGUUCUUCAAGCAAUUCCUCAAGACAAACAGGAUACGAAGAACGUGUAUGAAUGCCCGGUUUACAAAACCCGUCAAAGGGGGCCGACGUUCGUAUGGACUUUCAACCUGAAGACCAAGGAGCGACCGAACAAAUGGAUUCUCGCCGGAGUCGCGCUUGUUCUUCAAGUUUGAAAGAAGUGUUUUUUUGUUUUUACGUUUUGAAAAUCCUUUCGGCGA
This is a messenger RNA of Notodromas monacha, 2178 nucleotides long. The record is from the annotation of a GenBank genome assembly. Lineage: Eukaryota; Metazoa; Arthropoda; Ostracoda; Podocopida; Cyprididae.